CUGACAGAAGACAACCCGCUUUCAAGAUUUUCAGUAUUCGGACUUGUCGGCUCGACAUAGGUGGUCUGGAGAACCGCCAAUCAUCAUUGUACUCGUCUUGGAGACAUGGUUGCGUUUAUUUACUCAUUCCCUCAUAUCGUCAAGGUGUCUCCAGAAGAGAAGUCUUCUGGCUCCCUGAGCUGGAAGAAUCUCGAGCUCGCCACUAGAGCUUUGCACCACGACGGUCUCGUCGUCCUUGAAAACGCCAUCUCACACGCCAAACUCGAUUUCUUGAACCAGAAAAUGGUGCAAGAUGCCCUGAAACUGCAGUCUGCAGGUGAAAAUAGUCCUUAUAACUAUAACAAAGGAAACAUCCAACAAGACCCUCCUAUGAUCCUUGAAUUCUUCGAUAAAGAGAUCUUCCUCAAUCCCUUGGCGACACAGGUCACAUCCUCGGUUCUGGGCCCGAGACCAAGACUCUCGUUCAUGUCUGGCAAUAGCGCGUUGCCACCCACGCUUGACAGUCCGCCGCAAGCACAGCCUACGCAUAGUGAUGCCGAUUUCGUGCAUCCCUCUUCGCCUUUUGCUCUCGUUGUCAAUGUGCCGUUGAUUGAUAUGACACCUGAGAAUGGGAGUACUGAGGUCUGGCUUGGGACGCAUGUCGUUGGGAAGGAGGCGCAGGAGGGCGAGCAUGGUGAGAGGGCGAGUGGGAGGAUUAAGAGCGAGUUCUUGGAGAAGAGGAGAGAGGAACGACCGCCGAGUCAGCCGGUGGUGAAGAAGGGUAGUAUUGUGGUGAGGGACCUGAGGUUGUGGCAUGGUGGGAUGCCGAAUUAUACGGGAGAUGUGAGGGUCAUGCUUGCGAUGAUCCAUUUCGCUCCGUGGUAUAGGAAUGCGAUGCAAAUUAAUUUUGCCGAGGAACUAGGUCCUGGGCUAGAGAGCUUUGGUAGGGAUUUGCAGGUCCAGGGGAAGCUCAUGCCUGAGAAGGAUAUUUUGGAUAAGUACCUGAAGGGUGCAUAUGGCAACGCGUAUGAUUUCAAUCAGCAGGAACGUCUUGAUGUAGUCUUUUGA
Molecule: messenger RNA, 1047 nt
Organism: Mollisia scopiformis
Lineage: Eukaryota; Fungi; Ascomycota; Leotiomycetes; Helotiales; Mollisiaceae
Product: phytanoyl-CoA dioxygenase family protein
Exons: 3
Coding region: 106-1047 (313 amino acids)
Source: RefSeq, a predicted model, not a curated record